This is a messenger RNA of Strongyloides ratti, 1311 nucleotides long. Its product is annotated as MFS-type transporter SLC18B1. The coding region runs from base 1 to 1311 and encodes 436 amino acids. Gene Ontology annotation, molecular function: transmembrane transporter activity. Gene Ontology annotation, biological process: transmembrane transport. The record is from RefSeq and is a predicted model, not a curated record. NCBI's taxonomy places the organism in Eukaryota, Metazoa, Nematoda, Chromadorea, Rhabditida, Strongyloididae. The transcript is spliced from 3 exons.
AUGGAAAAUAAUAAAAUAAAUAACAAAUCAUUGAAAACAUUUAAUCUUAGUGAUUGGAUUACUUUUGCUAUAUUAAUCUUAUCUAAUUUUUUAUCUCCAGUAAUUUAUACUUGUAUAUUCCCAUUUUUUAAUGAUAUUGCUUUAAUAAAAAAUGUUUCUUUUAUUUGUGUUGGAAUUAUUUUUGGUAUUUUUAAUUUUGGAAGUUUUAUUUUAUCACCAAUAAUUGGAAGAGUGAUUGCAAUCUUUGGUUCAAGAAAAAUAUUUAUUAUUGGUAUUUGCCUUCUAAGUUUAGGAACAAUAUUAUUUUCGCCAGUAUAUUUGAUUAAAAAUAAACAUUAUUUUUUUGGAAUAUGUUUAUUUCUUCGUUUUAUUCAAUCUGUUGGUAAAACAAUGAUAUAUACUACAACAUAUGUUAUUGCUUCAAAAAAUUUUUUACAUCACAUGUCUACAAUACUUGGAUGUGUUGAGUUUGGUGCUGGAUUUGGUUAUACAAUAGGUCCAUUUAUUGGUGGUUUUUUAUAUCAAUAUUUUGGUUUUUAUUAUAUUUUUCUUUUUUUGGGAUUUUUAUCAAUUAUUAUUGGAAUAUUUUCUUUUUUAUAUAUAAAUUUAGAUGAUAAUAAAUUGAAAAAUGUAAUUAGAGAUAAAAAUCAUGUCUGUGAAUCAGAAAAAAAUUAUUCAUGGAAAAAAAUAAUUAAAAUUAAAGAUAUAUGGUGUUUAAUAUAUACAAUUUUUUUUGUUGGUAUUACAUCUUCAUUUCAGGAUUCAUCAAUACCCAUAGGUUUGAAACAAUUUCAUUUUAAUUCAACAAAAGUUGGAUUAAUGUAUAUUUUUUUUGGUGGAACAUAUACAAUUUUUUCUCCAAUAUCAGGAUUCAUUAGUGAUAAAUAUUCAGUUGCCAAUUUUUUAAUAAUUUUUGGAUAUUUCCUUCAAACAAUAGUUUUUUUAUUAUUAGGAUCAACUUCAUUUUUUAACUACAAUCCAACUGAAAUAUUGUACAUUAUAUGCUUAUUAUUUAUGGGAUUUUCUUCAUCAAUCAUAUAUGUUCCAUCAUUUAAAAAAACAAUAACUAUUUUAAAAAAUGAGCAUAAAUUUUUAUACAAUUUUAAAAUAUUAUCUAUUGUAUCAGGAAUAUUUUGUUCAUCCUAUUCAUUAGGAGCUCUUCUUGGACCAAUUAUUGGAUCAUUAUUGAUAAAUAAUUAUGGUUACCAUAGCACAAUUGUAAUAUUUUCAAUAAUUUCUUUUAUUUCAAUGAUUUUGUUCAUUAUUUUAUAUAUAAUACCAAGAAUUAUAAAAAAAAUUCGUAAAAAUUAA